UACCAGUAUUCACAUGCCUAGAAAUGAGUUAGUAUCAAUCGUACACGCAAACACACCAGACAUAAUUUUGUGCAUUUUUUAAAAACAAAAAACGAAAAAAAAUUAAAAUGGAACGUUGGGUUGGUAAAGUAGCAAUUGUAACCGGUGCUAGUUCCGGGAUUGGUGAAUCCAUCGCUGAAAAAUUAGUAAAAGCAGGAGUUUUGGUAGUUGGUUUAGCUCGACGUGUCGAAAACAUCGAAGCAAACGCAAAAAAACUCGCAACUUGCAAAGGUAAACUCUACGCGAUGAAAUGCGACAUGACCAAAGAGGAAGACAUCAUCAACGUUUUUCAAUGGACAACAAAGAACGUCAGCUUGGUCCAUAUCCUAGUAAACAACGCCGGUGGUAAUCCAGGAACAACUCUCAUCGAUGGUGACGCCAGUCGUUGGAGACAAUGUUUCGAAACAAACAUAAUUGGACUUCUCACUGCGACACGCGAAGCGAUUAAAAUCAUGCGUGACAAUAACAUCGAAGGACAAAUUGUCAAUAUCAGCAGUGUACUAGCUCAUUCCAAUUGGUAUUUUCCAACUAUUAAUGCGUUCGAUGAUGGAUUCGUCUAAGUUUUUGAGGGCUAGUGAAGUGGCUGAUACUGUUAUGUAUAUUAUAAGCACUCCACCGAAUGUUCAUAUAAGUGAGAUGAUUGUUAGACCACGAGAUUCUGCAACUCAUUAAAAAAAAAAAUGGUUGUUUGUAAAGUAGGUUUACGAUCGAGAUGUUUACGUGAUAACGUCUUAUUGGUGAUAUAAGUUUUGUUUGUUGCAAUUGUUGUAACACUUCACUUGCACUUCACAUUUUGUUUUACUGUUAGGCUUUUGUUUUUAUCGGCCGAUAAAAAGUUUGUAGUGUGCGGGGAGCCUAAGGUUAUAACGAGAGGGGGGUAUACCUGCGAUCGGCCUCGUGAGGCCUCGCGACACAGUUUCUGAACAGUCACCCGACUAAAACGAUUUUAAAGACGUUAUCACGUCAAAAAGGGAGAAAAUACAAUUUACUUAGAUUAUAGAGAAUAUUUGUUAUCAGGGUGGAUGAAAAAAAUUGCAUAUUGCGAAUUAUACUAAAAAAUACAAUAAUAUAAACAUUUUUUGCACGCCACUGGUUUAAAUGACAGUUUUUGUGAAGUUUUUUUGCUCAAAAAUGACUUUAACGUCAUCUACAAUUAAAUUACAUAACUAUAACUUAUGAUAAAAUUACCUUCGCAAUUUUCAUCUCUUAUUUUUCACUCUUUAAGUUAUAAUUUUAAUAGAAAAUUGCAAGAAUAAAGAUUGUUUAAAAACAAGAACCACGCAAGUUACAAUAAAAUAUAUACAUUAAUUUUUUU
Molecule: messenger RNA, 1354 nt
Organism: Dalotia coriaria
Lineage: Eukaryota; Metazoa; Arthropoda; Insecta; Coleoptera; Staphylinidae
Product: farnesol dehydrogenase-like
Exons: 2
Coding region: 108-599 (163 amino acids)
Source: RefSeq, a predicted model, not a curated record